GACUGCUUUAAACUGAGUUCGCUUAACGGUGUAAACUAUUUGUAAGUCAAACUCUUAACGCGAUUUUUAAAUUAAACGUCAAACUUAAGUUACAUCUUUUGGUCAUUUAAUAUCUUUUUGUUUAAAAUAAUGUCUUUUUAAUGCUUUCUGUGCCGCGUAUAUGUAUUUUGUAAAUAUUGAUGCAUAAGCAUAAUCUAUAACUGAACUGUGUUGACACAUCAUCCAUCGCGCCGCUCGCUGUCACUUCCAUCGCCACCGCCAUCGCUGCCGUGGUAUUGUGUUGUCUACUUCACGAAGUUACGAAUAUUUUUGUUUGUUUACCUUUACAACAAUUACCAGCUCAAAAGAAAACACCUUUUGUGGUUAAAAUUUAAAAUUCAUAAGAAUACAAAAACAUGUCAAAAGUGACUAUGCUAGUGCUUAAAGUAUUGUUAACAAUUCUCGGAGUGUUAAUUGUAAGAAGUAAUUGUUUUGCUAUUGCACCGUCAACAUUGGGUGGGGCCGUUGCUCGAGCCGGAAAGAUCUCAAAUUCUUUAAAAGAAUCAACAGCAUGGAAAACAUUAACAGCACAUCCAAACUCAAUUGUCCAAAUGUUGCCGGCACGAGCAAUGGAUGUUGUUCAUGAAGUCGUUCGAUCUUUAAGAAAAGAAUCACAAAUAAUCGUCACAACGACACAGGGUAAACUUCGUGGUAGGUUCCAACGAUUUCGAUCUGGGGAACGUGGUGGUUACUUCAGCUUUAAGGGCAUUCGUUAUGGAUUGCCUCCAAUCGGAAAUGCACGUUUUCGAGCUGCAUUACCAGAGAAACCAUGGACUGGUAUUCGAGAUGCACUGCGCGAGGGAAACAGUUGCCCUCAUAAAAAUAUGAUUUUAGACACAUUCAAGGGUAACGAGGACUGUUUGUUCCUCAAUGUGUUCACUACAAAGCUUCCUAAAGGAGACAGCAAUCCAAAGCUUCCGGUAAUGGUCUGGCUUCAUGGCGGAGGAUUUUCUUUCGGUUCAGGAAAUACUUUCCUUUAUGGACCUGAUUUUCUGGUUGCUGAAGAUGUUAUAUUAGUCACUCUCAACUAUCGGUUAGGACCUUUAGGCUUUUUAGCCAAUGGUCCCGAUGCUCCUGGAAACUCUGGCUUGAAGGAUCAAGUUUUAGCUUUGAAAUGGGUUCGUGAUAAUAUCGAAGCUUUCGGUGGAGAUCCGAAUUUGGUCACAAUAUUUGGUGAGUCAGCUGGAGCAGCUUCAGUACAAUUCCUUUUGCUAUCACCCCUUGCCAACGGUCUUUUCCAUCGAGCGAUCUCUGAAAGUGGAUCGGCACUUAAUCCCUGGUCAAUGGCUUACAACACAUCCGAGCGAGCCUUACGAUUGGCUGAAGCUACUGGUUACACCGGUAGUGAAGAUGCGAAUGAAGUUCUUGCUCAUCUAAGAAAAGUUCCAGCUAUGAAACUUGUCGAGGCGGCACCACUUACACUCAACGACAAUGACUUUCGUAAUAACAUUGGUCUCCCUUUUGUGCCGAGUGUUGAAGGCUUCUGGAAUAGUCCCAGUAUUGAUGGCAAUAACGUAACUUUCUUGGAGGAACCGUUCUUCACAGAAAAUCCUGAUGAUCUAUACCACAGAGGUCGUUUCAAUAAUGUUCCCUAUAUGCUUGGCUACAAUACCCACGAAGCAAUGCUUUUCAUUCGAAGACUACGCAAAAAUCCCAACCUCUUGGAGAUCAUUGAUCGUGAUUUUGUGAGACUUGUGCCAAAAACUCUAAACGUAUCAAGUUUUUCCGAUGAAGCUCAACAAGUUUCCUCAGAAAUGAGAGAAUUCUAUUUGGGAUCUUUGGCAGUGGGUGCUGAAUCUAUUGAUCAAAUGAUAUAUCUCCUAACUGAUUUGAUGUUUUUGCAAGGAAUAGCCAAAUCAGCAAGAAGCCAUGCAAUGCAUGGAACAGCUCCUGUCUAUUUGUAUAGAUUUGCUUUCGAUGGUGCGCUGGGUUUGUACAAAAGAAUGUUGGGAAUAUCUCGUCCAGGAGUUUGUCACGGAGACGAAAUUGGUUACUUGUUCAAAUUUGGAUUCUUCAAUCUUAGUCUCGAUCCAUCGUCAAUUGAGAUUAUUGUGAAAAAUCGAAUGGUCAAAAUGUGGACGAAUUUCGCUAAAUAUGGUAAUCCUACACCUGCCGAUGCCAAUGACACUCUACUUCUUUCAACAUGGGAACCUAUCGACAAGGAAAAUGUCCUACAAGAUCUCAAAUACCUAGACAUAACUUCAACGCUUGAAAUGCGAUCCAAUCCCGAAUCGGAACGCCUCUCAUUCUGGGAUAAAAUGUACACGCACUAUAACGGUCAUGUUAUGUAAAUUAUAGAGUAGACAAAAAUAGCAAACUUUAUUUAAUUUUUCACUGCUAUUGCAUUGAAAUUCCUUCAUCCUACAUCACCUCUCUGCUGUUAGUAGAAUUAGAAUUAACAAAACAAACACAAAACAGCAAAAGCCAUUUUCUUUUUUAAAUAUUUAAAUUAAUAUAAUUUAAUUUUGUUUUAAUAAUAUAAUAAUUGUUAUAUCGUUAUACCUUAUAGAGAAGAGUUUAUCAAAACCACCAAAAAAUAAUUCAUUAUUUUGUUUUUAUCAUUUUGAAAAUAUUUUGUUUUAUCAUUUUAAGUUUUGUUUUAUAGCACUGUGUGUUUUUUAUUAUUUGUUGUUUUUUUUUAUUAUUUAAGUUUAAGAUAAGUUUAUUCGUUAAAUUCUUUUUAGUAUAAGCUUUUUAUCUGAUAUCCAAUAUUCUUCUUGUUAUUUUCUGUGUCCAUUUUAUAGAAAACAAAAAUUAAUUCCGUGUAUUUAAACCCAUAAAAUCAUAUAUGCGCUACAAAAAUACCAUAAAUCAGUCUCCAUUUUGUUUAACAUUACAUAAAUUUAAUGUAUUAUAAAUUUAAAUAAAUAAAUAUUAGUAAAAGAA
Molecule: messenger RNA, 2925 nt
Organism: Eupeodes corollae
Lineage: Eukaryota; Metazoa; Arthropoda; Insecta; Diptera; Syrphidae
Product: juvenile hormone esterase
Exons: 10
Coding region: 396-2330 (644 amino acids)
Molecular function (GO): hydrolase activity
Source: RefSeq, a predicted model, not a curated record